Electrophorus electricus (electric eel) is the source of this 2806-nucleotide messenger RNA. RefSeq names its product oxysterol-binding protein-related protein 7-like. Gene Ontology annotation, cellular component: nuclear membrane; cytosol; plasma membrane. Lineage: Eukaryota; Metazoa; Chordata; Actinopteri; Gymnotiformes; Gymnotidae. Gene Ontology annotation, molecular function: cholesterol binding. The record is from RefSeq and is a predicted model, not a curated record.
GGAGGAAUCUGACCCUGAAUAAAUUGUGCACGUAGACAUUUCUCAGCUACGAUGAUGGAGCACCACGGACCUGUGACGGGCAGUCAUUCUGUGACGGGCAGUCAUUCUGUGACGAGUAACCUGGAGAAGUCACCCAAUAAGAUGGGCCACUUUCGCAACAAUAGCACAGGCUCUUCCCGUCACUCCCGACAGAACUCCAGGGACUGGGAGGUUGUGGCUGAUAUCCAGGCCGGCACAGCUGCAGCAGGCGCAGCAUCAUGCAUGGAGAAUUGUGUUCCCGGCAUUUGCGAGGGAUAUCUGAUGAAAAAGAGGAAGUAUCCACUUAAGGGUUGGCACAAGAGAUACUUUUUGUUGGAAAAGGGGAUUCUCAAAUAUUCCAAAACUCAACUAGACCUCCUGAAGAAGAAGACGCACGGCACUCUGGAUGUCAGCCUGGCUGUCAUGUCCGUGAACAAGAAGUCCAGACGCAUUGACCUGGAUGCAGGAGAUAACCUGUAUCACCUUAAGGCAAAGAGUGAUGAAAUAUUUUACAUUUGGAUGACCAAACUGACCGCCCAUCGGAUCUACAAGAAAAAUGAGGCCAUAUCUGUCCAUCAGGGGGUGCUGCAGGCUCUCACGGCGGGAAAUGACAACCCUCUGCCUGCAGUGGCCUGUCUGGCCCAGAGGAACAGGGCAAUGUGGGAAAUGAAUGUGCCACAGUACCAGAGCACUGGCUCAAUAUACCAGGCUCCUGUGCUGGGCUCCCCCUCCCUGGCCUCAUCGCGGGUGAACAGCAAGGUCUCAGCCUGGCUUCAGCAGACCCAGGAGACCCAUGCAUGUCAACAAGAUCUGGCCCACUGUGAGCAGGACCUGGCAGAGCUUAAUUCUCUGAUCCAGAAGCUGCACUGCCUGGAGGGGGACCUUCCUAUCACCAACACAGACCUGGCACAGCGUAUAAACAUGCAGAAUCUAACUCUGGAGAAGCCGAAGAAGAAGGUUGGGAGGAGCUGGGGCCACACGCGCACGCUCUCCCACGGCAUGCUGUAUGCGAGUCAUUUGGGCACGCCAGCCGGCCUGGGUGCCUCGCUACAAUCCAUCCCUGACUACGUUUACAGCCAGCUUUCCACACCGGGCCUCACCUCACCAGAGGGCAAGAAGCUUCAGCAGGACAUCUGUACUGUGGCCCAGAGGGUGUACUCCUCGCUGAAAUCCAUCCAGAAGGCUCUGGCCAUGGAGCGAGAGCGUCUCAGACAGGCCUGGACCGGUCCGGAUAUCCGGCAGUCCACUUCAGACCAGCUAGCCUCACUCUGCACCACGCUCUCUGAGCUCGAGCUGCAGUCCCGUCUAACCAAGGUCCACUCCCUCUCCUUGUCUUCUGACUCUACUGACGAGUCUUUCUGCACCGUACAGCAGGACCAGCCAUCCACCCCAUUGCAGGGGUGGCGCACACACGGCAGGCUUUCCAGGGCCGAGUCCAUGGCUGAAUACUUCGAUGCUAGCGAGGUGGUUGUGACCGAAAGCCUGUCAGAAAACGAGGCCUCGGAUGAGUCUGGCCUCAGUGAUGUCACAACGAGCAACUCCGAACCUGAGGAGGGACAUGCCACUGUGAAUUUAAAGUACCGAGCAAGUGUGUCCAAUGCACCCGACGUGCCCUCCCGUGUGCCCAGAGACACAGGCCGGCGCACAGCAAUGCCCGGACGUUGUGCUGACAAUAGCCACAUUGGUAUCCUCUCCAUCCUGUACAACAACAUUGGGAAGGACCUGUCACGCGUGUCCAUGCCUGUGGUGCUGAACGAGCCCCUCAACUUCCUGCAGCGUGUCAGCGAGGAGCUGGAGUACUCGGAGCUGCUAGACAUUGCUAACCGCACGGACGACCCCUACCAGAGGAUGGUUUACGUGGCCGUCUUCUCAAUCUCCGGCUAUGCCUGGGCCUCUUGGCGUUACCGGUACAAACCCUUCAACCCAGUGCUCGGGGAGACGUACGAGAGUAGCCGGGAGGACCGUGGCUUCCGCUACGUAGCCGAGCAGGUGAGUCAUCAUCCUCCUGUUUCUGCCUGCCAUGCAGAAUCUGAAAACUUCACAUUUUGGCAAGAUCAAAGAUGGAAGAAUAAGUUUUGGGGAAAGUCUGUGGAAAUUGUGUCUACAGGAAUGGUGAACGUCACCCUGCCAAGGUAUGGGGACCACUAUGAGUGGAAUAAAGCAGUGACAUGCAUCCACAGUGUCUUCAGUCAGCAGCGCUGGCUUGAGCACUAUGGCGACGUCGUGAUCCGCAACCUGAACAGUGACGAGUGCACCUGCAAGAUCACCUUUGUUAAGUCCCGUUAUGGUGGAGGGGAGAGCAGCAAGAAUGAAGUGCAGGGUAUCGUUCUCAACCAGGCAGGCAAUGUUGUGCAUCGCUUUGGUGGCUCGUGGCAUGAGGGCAUCUUCUGCGACACUCUGCCAAGUCCACAGUGCCUCUGGAAGCCAAAUGAACAGCCUGAAGAUCACUUUGAGUACUAUGGCUUCUCACGUUAUGCUAGGGAGCUGAAUGAGCUGACGCCUGAACUUGAGAAGCUACUGCCUCCUACAGACACCCGCUUCCGCCCAGACCAGAGACUUCUUGAAGAGGGCAAAGUAGCUGAAGCCGAUAAGCGUAAGGAUGAGGUGGAGGAGAAACAGAGAGAGCGAAGGAAGGAGCUGGCUAAGCGAGGAGAGGAACACGUUCCUCGCUUUUUCAGAAAAACAGUGGAUGAAGCUGGAAGGGAAGUCUGGGUAAGCAAUGGAACUUACUGGAAGAUCAGAGAACAACCUGGAUUUGCAAACACCAGCAAUCUGGAUUUGUGGUGAC